This is a messenger RNA of Orbicella faveolata, 716 nucleotides long. RefSeq names its product intersectin-1-like. The record is from RefSeq and is a predicted model, not a curated record. Gene Ontology annotation, biological process: positive regulation of Rho protein signal transduction; intracellular signal transduction. NCBI's taxonomy places the organism in Eukaryota, Metazoa, Cnidaria, Anthozoa, Scleractinia, Merulinidae. Gene Ontology annotation, molecular function: guanyl-nucleotide exchange factor activity; protein binding; calcium ion binding.
CUUUUUUCAAUGCUUUAGGUGUUUUAUAAUCCUCUGGCGGACUCUGGUAUGCUGACCGAACAGGAACUAAGUACUGUGUUUAUCAACUGGAAAGAGCUCAUUUGGUGCAACAUGAGACUACUCAAGGCGUUUCUUAUUCGCAAGAAAAUGAGCAGCAGCGUCGCUAUUACCUCGAUUGGUGACAUCCUCUGUGAGAUGCUGCCCCGUCUCACGCCGUACGUCAGAUUCUGUAGCUGUCAGUUGAAAGCUUGUCAGUUGCUACAAAACAAGAUUGAAACAAACCCAGACUUCAAACAACUAGAAAAGAAAUGUAGCGCGGAUCCUCGAGCAAAGGGUCUUCCUUUGAGCAGCUAUCUACUGAAGCCUCUGCAGAGAAUUUGUAAAUAUCCUCUUCUGAUAAGAGAAAUUUUAAAGUUUACGCCCGAGAAUCACUUUGACAGAAUCAAUUUAGAAACUGCGCUUGAAAAAGCUGAAGACCUCUGCCAACAGGUCAAUGAAGGUGUUCGAUCGCAAGAGAAUACUGAUCGCCUGGAAUGGCUUCAAACACAUGUGAACCUUGAAAGCAUUGGAGAGCGAUUAGUUUUUAAUUCCACAACAAAUUGCCUGGGACCGCGAAAACUCUUACACUCUGGAACACUUUGGAAGGUAAUACUUUUUUUGUGAUCAGUGAUGGCCCGGGGUAUGCAAUCGAUGGAAAUCGAUGAUCGAAAAACCAA